CAGAAGAAGAAGAUUGGCAGAGAGGAAGCAAAACAGUCUGGUUGCCCGUAGAGGAUGUUAUUGCUGUGAGAGAAUGUUGCUGGAAGAUUAUUGUAAAAUGUUAGGAUGCCGGUUUAGAGAUGUUAUGGCAAUAUCGUGUUUAUUAGGUGAUGAGUUAUUAAAGACAAACAUGAUGCCGCAAUAAGUAAGGAAUUUCUACACAAACAUAAACUACAUUAUGGGCCAGCUCUUAUCAUCAGAAGAAGAGCUUGCUGACCUGAAGAAGGCAGUUGGCUUUGUCAUCUAUGAUGCCAUGGUGGAGGAGGGAGCGACUCCUGACCUCUCAGUGGUGCACCCUCUGCUCCUAGCCAAUCAAAAUGAGGAUUCUGUCUCCCAGGCCUGUCUUCAUGAACACCUGCAACAGAUUCAGAGGGACCUUGGCAAACGGGCACCCACCUACUUGAGGGAUCUGAUUGGUCGACUGUCAGCCUUUUCAGAUGAGCCACGCCUGGCUGGCCUGGUGGGUUUAGUGGUCACUAUGGUGAUGGAUGUGGCCUACACAUCAUCGAAACAGUCAUCAGGAGUGAAAGGGAGGCCAGCGUCAUGGCAGCAGCGAGUCUUGGAGCUUCAGGAGGUUAUGGAGGAGUACCUGAAGCGGUGUAGGAUCAGCCUGAGCGAUAAAAGAAGGCUGAUUGAGGACUCGGUCCGGCUCGAGGCCCAGUUAAGCCUCAUCCUCACUCAGCUGAAGAGCUGUCUGCUCGGGGGGGACUGUGACUCCAGAUCUCUCAGACACUGGGCCACUGGAGCUGCAUUUCACACCCAAAUGUUGGUUCAUCUAGCUUGUUUUGAAGGCAAGCCUGAGCCUUUAUCUGCAAGGGCAGCACUGGAUCAAUACAUGGAAGACCUCAAACAGAUCAAAGCUGCCUACAGGUGUUAUAAGUCUGCUACAGUCUGUGUUCUGAAAUGCCGAGGUUUUCUGGCUAAAUCUGACCCGUCCCAAGAUGUGCCAGAGGAUGGUGCCAUGACAGGACUCACCGUGACUGACAGAGAGAUGGGAAAGAGCGUGACAAUCCCACUCUCUGUGAUGGAGGUAGAGAUAGGUCGAAGAAUGCAAAUCUCUGGGACAAGCAUGUGUACCCAAGUUCACCUCAGCCUCAUCACCUCAGAUCACUACGCCCUGGCAUACAUGGACCACCUUUUCUCAGACAAAGGGCCUGUUGCAGUGCUGGAGAACUACUUUAUCAAUGCUAGUGAGAGAUUAGCAAUUUACAGAACUGAUCUACAAAGUAAAAACAAGACAGUGCUGAUAAAAGCUGCACAAAACAGUGAAGAUGGGUGCCUUUUAGACAAGACAGGGGGAAUAUCUGAGCAACAAAGUGUGGACACAGCAGAAAUGAAAACAAAAAGAGUAGAGCCAAAGAAAAGCAAUGAACAAGAUGUAAGUUUAAAACUGAGUAUUGUUGAAACAGAGCCAGAGGAGAGUCUCACUCACACUCCUCAGGGUUCAGCAAGUGCAGACGGCUGAAGAAGUCAAUCCUCUCCUUAAGGGAAAUGAAAAGUUGUACUGAAACAGUUGAAGUUAUGACCUUUAUGUUUGUAAUUCACACAUAAUAAAAGAUUUGUAUUGAUUUGUUAGCAGGACAGCAAACCUGAGCUGCCACCUCUGUCGCUACAAAAAAUCAAGUGGCAUGUGCAGGUUCUCAUAUGACUGGAUGCUAGUGGAAAAAUUGGGGUUUCACUAUUGUUAUGAAAUGUGUUCAGUUUCCUAUUAAAGCCAAACAGUUGGUUUAAAAGUUUUACUAGUUUUACAUCUUCAAGAGUGACCUUGUCUGCAUUGUUCGCUACGGUGUCUCUCAUCUUCCUCUUGACAACAGGACUAAGAUUUUCUACAGGGUUCAAGUCAUGCUAGUUUGAUGGCCAGUCAAGUGCAGUGAUACCAUGGUCAUUAAAGGAGGUAUUUUCUGCAGUUCAGGCAUAUGUCAAGUCCUUCUAGAAAAUCAAAUCAUUGGACUUUAGGAAACUUGCACUUUGUGUCUCUCUGCUCAUCUGCCAGAUAGUGGGACCUUGAUUUCCAAAUGAACGCAAUAUUUACAAUCCAGUCUGUUUUCUUUUUAGCCCAUGUGAGAUGCUUGUUACAUUGUCACUGGUUCAGGAGUGGCGUUACUCAAGAAAUGUGAUGACAAUUGUAGAAAAUUCGAUUACGAAUGUAGUCCAUCUAUAUUUCAAUGUAUGGGGUUCUUAAAGCGCUGACUGCAGCUGUCACAUCUUCUGAAUCCCCCUUGAUCUUUGAAUGGCUUUUCUUCACAAUUCUCUCAAGAUUGUAGGCUUUCCUGUUGUUUUUGCAACUUUUUGUACCACACCUUUUCGUUCGCUUAACUUUGCAUGAAAUGCUUGGAGACACCGCUUCUUUAGAUAUGACCUAUUGUGGUUUACCUUCCUUGUGUCUGCUGGACAGCUGUCAAUCAGCAGUCUUUCCCAUUAUUAUUUAAGCCAAAAUGUAACAUUUUGGUAUGACCACAAUAUAAUUUGUUUUGUUGGUCAUAUGCAAUGUUGUACUAUUCUGAGAAACAAAAGUAGUUUUUAUGUGCUGUAAGCCAUAAUCAUUAAAAUGAUGUGUCCGUCCA
Messenger RNA from Girardinichthys multiradiatus, 2603 nucleotides. RefSeq lists its product as uncharacterized. The transcript is spliced from 7 exons. The coding region runs from base 218 to 1504 and encodes 428 amino acids. The record is from RefSeq and is a predicted model, not a curated record. NCBI's taxonomy places the organism in Eukaryota, Metazoa, Chordata, Actinopteri, Cyprinodontiformes, Goodeidae.